AUGACUAGAGAAACUGAUCCAUUAUUGAAAAAUAGACAACAACCCCAACCUCAACCAUUGGUAAAACCAUUGUUUAAGAAAUUGUUAACAAUUAUCAUUCCAUUAUCAUUAAUCAUUAUAUCUAGUUAUUACAUCAUGACACACCACCACCAACACCACCACCAAAACGACCCAAACAACACUGAUGGACCUAUUUUAACUUUACGAUUAUAUACUAAUAAUAUUCGAUUUGAUAAUAAAAAUUACCCCGAUAAAUAUGAACAACCAUGGGAAAUCAGAAAAUUCCAAAGUAUUAAUUCAAUGCAAUUCAAUACAUUUCAAGGUAAUGGCAAUAUUAUUUGUUUACAAGAAGUAUUACAUAAUCAAUUAAUAGAUAUAUUACAAGGAUUAAAUGAUAUUCAAGAAUGGAAUUAUUAUGGAGUUGGUAGAACUGAUGGUGAAAAAUCUGGUGAAUUUGCUCCAAUUUUAUAUAAAGAUCAAGAUUUUAAAAUUAUUGAAAAUUCAACAUUUUGGCUUAGUCCUACACCUCAUGUGCCUAGUAAAGGAUGGGAUGCAGCAUUAGAAAGAAUAGUCACGAUGGUUACUUUUCAAAGUCGAUUAAACCCGGAAAUAAAAUUUAAUAUAUUUAAUACUCAUUAUGAUCAUCGUGGUGUUGAAGCAAGAAGAAAAUCAUCACAAUUAAUCGUUGAUAAAAUGAAAAAUUAUAAUGAUUAUCCAUCAUUUUUAUGUGGUGAUUUUAAUACUGAACCAAAUGAUGAACCAUAUCAUAUUUUGACUAAAGCUGGGUUUAAAGAUGGGAAAAUAUUAAUUGAUAAGAAAUCAGCUUAUGGAUUUGAAACUACAUUCACAGGGUUUGAUAUUAAUAAUGAACCAAUUUCCAGAAUUGAUUAUAUUUGGUCUCCAAGUUUCACUCGUAUUUUAUCAAAUUCAAAUAAUGAUACUAACCAAGACUCAGAUGAUGAUAAUGAUAAUGAUGAAUCUUAUGAAGUGACUUUGAAACAAUUUGGAAUAUUGAGUAAUUGGUUUAAUGGACAUCAUUUCUCUGAUCAUCGCCCCGUUGUAUCAACUUAUGAAUUAAGAAAGAAGAAAUAA
This is a messenger RNA of Candida albicans SC5314, 1092 nucleotides long. RefSeq lists its product as uncharacterized. The coding region runs from base 1 to 1092 and encodes 363 amino acids. The record is from RefSeq and is a predicted model, not a curated record. NCBI's taxonomy places the organism in Eukaryota, Fungi, Ascomycota, Pichiomycetes, Serinales, Debaryomycetaceae. The transcript has a single exon. Gene Ontology annotation, molecular function: 3'-5'-RNA exonuclease activity.